Messenger RNA from Bufo gargarizans (Asiatic toad), 3234 nucleotides. RefSeq names its product prostaglandin reductase 1-like. Gene Ontology annotation, molecular function: 2-alkenal reductase [NAD(P)H] activity; 15-oxoprostaglandin 13-reductase [NAD(P)+] activity. Gene Ontology annotation, biological process: prostaglandin metabolic process. The transcript is spliced from 10 exons. The record is from RefSeq and is a predicted model, not a curated record. Gene Ontology annotation, cellular component: cytoplasm. Bases 148 to 1137 code for a protein of 329 amino acids. NCBI's taxonomy places the organism in Eukaryota, Metazoa, Chordata, Amphibia, Anura, Bufonidae.
AUUCAAGGAGGGGCAGCACACCGGGAGGGGAGGUUGUAAAAAGCGCUUUCUUCUUGGAUAUUAAACAGUCUGUGGUGACACUUCAGCAGCACAAGGCUUACAGAAGGAUUUGAGCACGUGGCCUUCACAUCCUGCAGGUUAACAAAAAUGGUUGUAUCUAAGUCGUGGACAAUGGUGAAGCACUUUGUUGGUGCACCAAAACCUGAGGGCUUCAAACUUAUAGAAAAAGAGCUGCCACCACUGCAAGAGGGAGAAAUUUUGCUGGAAUCGGUCUUUUUAAGUGUGGACCCAUAUAUGAGGUCGUUUAGUAGCCGGUUUAUGAAAGAUGGGGAUGUAAUGAUAGGAUCCCAAGUUGCCAGGAUAAUAGAAAGCAAAAAUUCAGCAUUCGCAGUGGGUGGAUAUUAUGUUGGAAACUCUGGUUGGACAACACACUUUAUAUCUAACGGCAAAGAUCUGCUUCCACUGCCUUCUGAAUGGCCUGGAUCUCUGCCCAGAUCACUGGCUCUCGGAACAGUAGGCAUGCCUGGUUUAACUGCAUAUUUUGGCCUUUUGGAAAUCUGCAAUCCUAAGGAAGGAGAAGUAGUUCUUGUCAAUAGUGCUGCUGGAGCAGUCGGAUCAGUUGUAGGACAGAUCGCCAAGUUAAAAGGCUGUACGGUAGUGGGAUCUGCUGGUUCAGAUGACAAAAUCCAAUAUUUAAAAGAAAUUGGCUUUGAUGAAGCUUUUAACUAUAAAACAGUGAGUUCUUUGGAAGAAGCCCUGAAGAAGGCAUCUCCAGAAGGCUAUGACUGCUAUUUUGAUAAUGUUGGUGGGAAAUCUUCCGAUGCUGCACUAGCACAAAUGAAGGAUUUUGGAAGAAUUGCUGUCUGUGGUGCAAUAUCCAUGUAUAAUGAUGCAGUGCCUCCAUCAGGACCUUAUAUACAACCCAUCAUCCUCUUCAAGCAACUCCGAAUGGAAGGUUUCAUGGUGACGCGCUGGUCAGACAAAUUUCAAGAAGGACAAAAACAGCUCCUACAAUGGGUUUUAGAGGGUAAGGUGAAAUAUCAUGAACACAUCACCAAAGGUUUUGAGAACAUGCCUGCUGGAUUCAUAGGAAUGCUCAGUGGAGAGAAUACCGGCAAAGCAAUUAUACAAGUUUAAAUAUGUCUGUAUACAGUUUACAUUACUAUGUCCUGCCAUCUGUUAAGCUGAAUACUGCUUGUAGAACUUUAUACCUAAAUGUUAUUACCACAAAAAAACUCAGCAAAUAUACGUACAUUCAGAAGAUACCAUGAUUUUCUUAAUGUGAUCAUGAAGAAAGUUAUACACUAAACAAAUACAACUUUUUGACCUUCCUUAUGCUGAAUCGCAGUGUUGUGUGCAGGAGGUAUCAUGCAUAUUGUUUUAUUUUAUUUUUUAUUUUUUUAGCCAUGGCAUUUCUUUUACAAAUUCAGCAUACUCUUGGUAUGAAGUGACCAAAAAUAACACAAGAGAGAAUGGAAUUGUGGAAAAUUGUCUUUUAUUCUGCAAAAAAUAUGGGGCAUACUCCCCCCUACUGGCAUUCUCCCUUGCCAUAACAGUCUGCUCAUUUAGCUUUCAAUGUACUUUUUUAAAUUAUAACAAAGACUUGGUUUUAGAACAAUUGGCCAGUGUACCAUAUUUUUUCGGACUAUAAAACGCACCUAGGAUUUGGAGGAGAAAAAUAAGAAAAAAUAUUUUUCAUCAGGCCUCAGAUUGGAUGGUAAAAAAUAAAUAAUGUAAAAAUAAAUUUAUCUCACUUGCUCCGGUGGGCGCUGUCAAUCACUCACUGCUCCCUGUUUUUCUUCUGGCCCUCUCUGCACUGUGACCUAACAUUGCACAGCAUCAGCUCACAGUGCACGUAGGAACACACUAUGACCCGUACGCCGUCAGGACACAAUGCAGAGCAGGGCCCAAGGAAGACCAGGGUGGGUGAGUACUGCACAGCCUCACGGCUCCCCGUGCCUCCUGCAUGCUGAUGACCACUUCCAUAAUUAGCAUUCGGACUAGAAGACGCACUGCCACUUUUUCCUCACUUUUGGGGGAAAAAGUACGUAUGUCUUGUAGUCAGAAAAAAAGGGAAAUAACUGCUAAAUGGAAAAAAGAAUAGUUAAAUGCUAAAACAGUAAAAUGCAGAAUAAUUAACAAUGGAAUGCAAGCAUUUUAUUCUACCACUACCUGGGACACCUUGCCUGGUAUUCCAAUGCCGACUUUGCUAUGAAAUAUAGCUAAAACUGCCUGUUUAACUUACCUUCUCCAUUACGAUUACAAAGUCACUAACACUACUAAUAUAAAGCACUUAUUCUACGCAGGGCUAAAAAUAUGAACUCGUAGGAUUGUAUGUACUUGUCAGGUAAAUUUUGACUGGUAUAAAAACAGGCAAAACAUUCUUAGAAUUAUUAUCAGAAUGGUUUCACUUUGGAACUGAUUGCAAGAACCCACAAAUGAUGUUCAGUGUCCCACACAGUGAUGGUCGUGGGCACUUCAAAUUUCUAUAUAUGCCUAUCUAUUGUAUUAUUGUAUAUAACUGUAACUGUAAAUUCCUUAUAACAGGCUGUUAGAGUGUCAUUACAUCUAUGCGCCCCCAGGUGGUCCUAGCACCACCAGAUAUAUAUAUCUGAGGGUGUGUCUAUGUAGGAGAGAGAGAGGGGAACAGAAGAAAAGUUAAUGGAGGAGGUGAACAAGAACAGUCCUAGAUAUAGCUGCCACUUUAGCCCCUUGGCUAUGGCCAAGCUGCGGGAGCGUGGACCAGAUCUUUUAUAGCUACUUAGCACAGACUAGAUAGUCAAUGUCUGGAUAUAGCGCAAGAAUAGUGGAGAUAGGAACUGCAUUAGUUUAUGGACUCCACAGCACCAGUGACCGGGAGAAGCCUAAAAGCACCUGGACACAGCGGGACGACUAGGCACAAAGUUGUCCAUUACCACAUGCCUCUAUGGACAUUGUGGACCUGAGUUUCAGAAAGCAUCCUGUACAAAUAAUGGAGCAGAAGGUUUUUACCUGCCGUUAGGGAGACCACCCUGUGGAUUGCUAAUUACAAGUAAGAAGUUAUUAUUUACAGUACCCGAGUGCUAGAGUGUAGACAAAGUAUAGACAAAUAUAGAAAGAAGGAAAGCUCCUCAAAUUACAAUUGCCAAGCCUGUUACAAGGAUUACAGCUGAACUAAUAUUUGGAUUACUCUUGCUAUCUAAAUGAACUGUACUGACUACCCUGAGACAAGUGAUCAAGUAAAAGUUCUGUUGU